Messenger RNA from Syzygium oleosum, 1064 nucleotides. RefSeq names its product protein RER1A-like. NCBI's taxonomy places the organism in Eukaryota, Viridiplantae, Streptophyta, Magnoliopsida, Myrtales, Myrtaceae. The transcript has 4 exons. Gene Ontology annotation, biological process: retrograde vesicle-mediated transport, Golgi to endoplasmic reticulum; protein retention in ER lumen. The coding region runs from base 120 to 710 and encodes 196 amino acids. The record is from RefSeq and is a predicted model, not a curated record. Gene Ontology annotation, cellular component: Golgi membrane.
UUGUGUAGAUCUGCCGCUGCUCGCUCUUUCAGCCUCGCCUCGCCUCCUCCAUCGUCUCGAUCCUUCCUUCAAUCUCCCUUCAACGCCGGUCUCAUUCCAGGGUUUGGUGGUUGGAUUCGAUGGAGGGAGCUGGGAGCGAUGCUGCCUCGGCGGCGGCGGCGGCGCCGAUAGAUCAGUGGAGGCACGACGUCUGGAGGCUGUACCAGCAUUACCUGGAUAAGUCCACCCCCCACGCCACCUACCGGUGGAUCGGGACCCUCGUCCUGGUGGCCAUCUACGUCAUGCGCGUCGUGUACAUCCAGGGGUUUUACAUUGUCUCGUAUGGCCUGGGGAUCUAUAUACUGAAUCUCAUGAUCGGGUUCCUGUCCCCGUUGGUCGAUCCCGAGUUGGAAGCCUCGGACGGGCCGAUGCUGCCGACGAAAGGGUCCGACGAGUUCAAGCCGUUCAUCCGGCGGCUCCCGGAGUUCAAGUUCUGGCACUCCAUAACAAGUGCAUUUUUCAUAGCAUUCCUCAUGACCUUCUUCUCCAUGUUUGAUGUUCCCGUCUUUUGGCCCAUAUUGCUCUUUUACUGGCUCGUGCUUUUCAUCAUGACAAUGAGACGUCAAAUUGCACACAUGAUCAAAUACAAGUAUAUACCAUUCAGCAUUGGGAAGCAGAAGUAUGGUGGUAAGAAAUCUUUUGCUAGUACCAGUGGCUCACGUGGGGAUUAAAAUGGGGCAGCAUAGUAUUGCAGUUGGGGAAUUUUGGACGGAAGAUGGUAGAAUGGUUGCUAUUUGGAUAUUCAUGAUAUCUGUUCCUUUUUCGUUUUCACUUCAAGGAUCUCGAUUGAUGUUAUAUAAAUUUGGAUACGUAGUUUGGAAUGGAUAGAUCAACUGUACCAUCGCCUUUCCAAUGUUGGUGGAAAGAGGUGCUUAUAGCUGCCAAGGGAUGUUCACCGUCCCGAGGAGUCUCCUUCCUGGUACAUGAUAGAUUUCGUCUGCGUUGAAUGCCGACACUGUCCUUGUAACCCUUCUAUUAUGUAGUAAGGAAAUUUGACUAUCAAUGAUACUGGAAAUUUUUUUCAA